Molecule: messenger RNA, 2352 nt
Organism: Aspergillus melleus
Lineage: Eukaryota; Fungi; Ascomycota; Eurotiomycetes; Eurotiales; Aspergillaceae
Exons: 5
Coding region: 1-2352 (783 amino acids)
Molecular function (GO): protein binding
Source: RefSeq, a predicted model, not a curated record
AUGACAACGGAUUCUGCGCUCUCGUACCAUCCGACCGAGUCCUUGAUCCUCCCGACGAAGCGUCGCUUCUUCCCCUUCAAGAUCCCGAAUUUCCACCAACAACUCCGAAAUUAUAUUAGCACCGCCGACCCCGACAGGAUCUAUGUCGUCGUCGACCGGGUCAUAUACGCGGUCCACAUUUCCACCGAAAAGCGGGAGACUCUGGCAGUCAUACCGUUCGAACCGAAAUGCCUUGCUGCUGGUAACGGGUGGGUAGCUGUGGGGGGUUCGGAUAACGGCGAAUGCGCGUUUGUCAGCGUCACCGAUCGGAAUGGGCGCGUCCAGGAUGGCGCUGGCUCAACGAUCUCCCAGUCAUCGGAUGUGGAUAGCGCUCUGCCAAUUGACCUUGAGUCGUCCUCGAGGUCUUCCCCUUCGUGGCUGGCAGGAGAGGAGCCCGGAGCUUCCCGCGAUGCUGGGAGAAGGGAGAUGCCAGACGUGAGAUUGCAUAAAUUUGGUGGCAGUAUCGUGAAUUCGGUGACCAUUCAUCGUUUGCCUGGAGAUGCGAAGGGAUCGACGGAUGAAGAUAUUGCUGUCCUGAGUAACAACGACAAGACGGUUACCAUUUAUUCUCUGACCCGAUCGAAAGUCAUCAAAAUCCUACACCACCAAGCAUGUAUGAACUAUGCGAUAAUGUCCCCGGACUCCAGCAUUCUCGCCGCUGUGGGUGACGAGACCCGUGCCUAUUUUUAUGACGUCAGUCGCGACCCCAAUUCAACCGCUCUGACAGAAAGCGGCGAAAGGUUCUCUGGUUGGAAUUGGGAUCUGCUCAGCUGCGUGGAGAUGGAUAUUGGAACGCGGUUUGAUGACGGAUGCUGCUUCAGCAUCGCAUUCUCGCAAUUCAGUCGACUGUGCGCUAUCGGAUCGCAGUCUGGAGUUAUUACCGUGUUUGACGUCAAGACACUUCGAUGUGAGCCAAACGCCAAAAGUUCGGUUAUAUGCCAUUUCGAUUCUUCGAGGCCCAGUUGCAAUGGAGGUGCUGUGCGCUGUAUGACGUUUGCCCCUGAGCCUUGGGAUCUCUUAGUGUGGCUGGAGGAGAAAGGACGGGCUGGGAUUGCAGAUGUUCGUCAGGCCUUUGUGCGUAGGCAGAUCCUCAAUUUGGAUAUGAACGAACCCGGCAUCCAGGAAAUCCGGACCGAGCCUCUCUUAGAUGAUUCUGUGGCUUUGGGGUUCGAUCUGGAUAGUCGAUUCAGCCUAGAAUCACGCAAUGAAGUUGACGCAGCACAGAGGGCGAUACUCGAUUCGGCCGAGAACCCGUCAAAUGAACGCAGGGGAGCCUCGUCUGACAAUCUGCCGUUGCGCGAUAGCUUAAUACACGACCUCUCCGAAAGGGAAAGGCUCAUCGUGGAGUUUUUGAACACGGCGCGCUGGACGUCGAGGUUGGAAGAUGGUCUGGCGGAGCGACGGGCCAGAACUAAUGCGAAUCCACAGCCUGUACCUCGUUCACGAUUCCAAGGUUCCACAGAUGUACCCAAUCGUGCUUCUCGUCCCACUUCUCCCCUUCGUCAAGGCGAACCGUCGCCUGAAAUGCCGCGAGAAACACAUCCUGCUCAUGCGGCCGCUCUCAAUCGAAGGCAGAAUGUACGGCGACAAAGCUCUGUGGUGUUGUCGCACGACAAUCCGGAAGCGGGAAAUCGUACGCAGGAGACGAGCGAUCCAAACCUAGAUCCACAGCCAAGUAUAACACUCACUUGGACCGCUUCGCCUUCCGAGAUACAUUCUGCUACAUUGGAACAUCCGCAGCGGUCAAGCGAGUCGAGUUCUAGUGAUCCCAGCAGUUCCAAUAACGAGGCCAGCGCGUCGAAUCAGCGGCUGCGCAUGAUUGGUCGCCCGACGGCUAAUUUCGACUAUUCGACUACAGCCACGGACUCUACUCUGCGACCGAGGACACACCAGCAAUCUCAUUCCAGAUCUAGACGAUCUGGGAGGCAAGAUGGUACAUCGGAGGCUCGACAUGAGCCAUCGCGCCUCUCUAGCUCCGAGUUGGAGACAAAUGUUGCUGCGCUAGAACGACUUCGGCGUCAGCGACAAAUAAUUAAUGAAGCACACAACCGAAACAACCAACGCGAACGGUAUCGACAACAAGUGUUAGGUUCCGACCAGUCUCGCUCUUCACGGUGGAUGCGGAGUAUCUUGGAUGAACUACCCGAUCGAAGUUUGGGUGCUGCGUAUAGAGACCAAGAUACAGGUAGCACAGCUGGAAUCGGCUGGGGCGCGGAUGGCAGAACGCUUUAUAUUGCCACGGUGGAUGGGAUUUUUGAAUAUCAGCUCAACAUAAGAGACCGGAAAACAUUUCCUGUUGUCAGUUACCGAUAA